UAUAGACUCAGCCUUAACCUAUCAGAAUUCAGUCGGAUUAGGUUAGGAAAUUUCACGUGCCGCAUGCCGAAUUCUACAAAUGAGACGCCUACUCAGCUUACUCGGUUAUUAAUGUUACUUACAAUUAGCACUGAUUUAAGCUGUUAGAAAUGAAAAGAUACUUAUUAUACAUGAAUUACAUCGGCACGCGCUUCAGAGGAAUGCAAAGACAAAAGUCUUUACGCACAAUUCAAGGCACUAUUGAAGAAGCAUUGGCCAAUUCCAUUGAACCCCGAAGUCUAUCUGAACCGCUUUUUCAGGCUUCCAGCAGAACAGAUAGCGGCGUUCAUGCUCUAUCUACAACAGCCCACAUCGACUUGAUUCAUCCAGAAAACGAGUCCUACAAUCCGCUGUAUAUUCAGCAAACACUGAACAAGACUUUUGCUAAAAAUGAUGAUGAGAUCAGAAUCACUUCCUGUUACCAAGUCAGCACAGACUUUCAUGCCAGACACUCGGCCAGGAAUCGAUCAUAUUUGUAUCGUCUCAUGGUCCCUAAGAAACAAUGCUAUCAGGCUUUGCCUAUCAGUGAGAUGUAUCGAAGCUUUGCACUUCUUGGCAAGAAUGUUUCCUUCGAUGUGGAACGAGUAAAAAGCGGAAUUCAGCUUUUCGUCGGACCAAAAGAUUUCCAAACAUUUGCUGGAAAAAUAAUGAACAAGUAUCAAAAUAAUCCGAUCGUUUAUGUCCGGAAACUUGAUUACUUCACUGUGGAGAAGGGUCAGCCUUUAAUAAUUGAUGAUCCCCUUUCUGCACAGUUCGAUUACUGGGAUUUCAGGUGUGGGGCUAAAUCAUUUCUUUAUAAUCAGAUCCGUCGAAUGGUGGGAACCCUAAUCUCAUUAGGACAAGGAAUAAUUACAGAAAAAGAUAUUCGGUGUAUGCUACAAGUUCCCUCACGUCGCAACUGGGACUCACGUGUGAAAGUGUUGCCACCGUAUGCUCUCUAUUUAUGCCAGGUGGGUUACGACCCCUUGGACUUAAAAAAGAAUAUUAUUUGUGAGGAUCAAUUAUCCAUAGCUGUCAAUUAAC
This is a messenger RNA of Diprion similis, 1062 nucleotides long. RefSeq names its product tRNA pseudouridine synthase A. Gene Ontology annotation, molecular function: RNA binding; pseudouridine synthase activity. NCBI's taxonomy places the organism in Eukaryota, Metazoa, Arthropoda, Insecta, Hymenoptera, Diprionidae. The transcript has 6 exons. Gene Ontology annotation, biological process: tRNA pseudouridine synthesis. The record is from RefSeq and is a predicted model, not a curated record. The coding region runs from base 150 to 1061 and encodes 303 amino acids.